Messenger RNA from Acyrthosiphon pisum (pea aphid), 697 nucleotides. RefSeq lists its product as uncharacterized. The record is from RefSeq and is a predicted model, not a curated record. NCBI's taxonomy places the organism in Eukaryota, Metazoa, Arthropoda, Insecta, Hemiptera, Aphididae. The transcript has 4 exons. The coding region runs from base 1 to 582 and encodes 193 amino acids.
AUGAUGAUCAAAACUUUCGGACUUGUUUUAUUUUUCUCAUUGUCUCAAUCCAAAAACCGUUUUAUGCCAAACUUGCCUUUGGGAGAAUAUUGUUUGGUUAUUGACAAAGUAUAUCGGUGUGAAUCAAGAACAAACCAUACAAUUCAAUUUAAUGUCUAUUCUAGUAAGAAAACAUCAAAUAUAACUGAAAUGAAAGGGAAUAUAACAUUUUUGAUACCAUUCGACGUUAAUCUCACUGUUGAUAUAAACUUUUCAUCUUGGGGUUCAACUGGUGGUUGGAUACCAAAUUAUUACAUUCUCAUAAGAAAAAAGGCAUGCAGUAGCUUAAGAAAUCUUUAUGGAAAUGCAUGGUUUAAAUAUAUCAAUGCUUUUAACGUCCCAACUGAUAGAUGUCCAACACCAGUGGGCACAUAUAUUACAUCAGGGUAUGAUUUGACGAAAUUCGAAGAUAACAAUUUGCCCAAAGUAUUUUUUUAUGGAAAAUAUAAAGUGGUGUUUCACUUUAAAAAUGUGGAGAAUAAAGUAGUUGGUUGCAUGGUUGCAGAAUUAAAUUUUAUACGACCAUGGGAAACACCAAUUUAAUAAAAUUAAUACAAACUAAUAAUAUCUACUUGUUGUUGACGUGUUAUAAAAAAUAAAGGAUAGGAGUACUAUAUUAUAAUAUCUUAACUGUAUACAAAUAUCGUUAAAAUCUGCU